UCACCCUUUCUUUCUUAGUGAAGUUAACCUAUCAAAUAGAUGCAUGAAUCAAUAGAAAGUUAAAAAAAAAUAUUUGCCGACCAUAAACCAGUAUACAUGAAAGGCCAUUGCAAUGUUAUUAUUACAGUUGGUGCCAAUCAACUCUACGGCGAUAGUCUUAAACUUACUGGUUCAUUCAUGGCUCACCUUUGUUACUCAAUUGAAAUGGAGCCCAAGACCCUGAAUGAAGGAGAACUAAACGAUGCCAGGGUAGCAGCAGUAGACAUAAUUCAAAAAAUGGACCCCAAGAAAGCUUCGGAUGUGUUCACUGAGGGGCUGAGACCAGUUAUUUCAGUCAAAGAGAUGAAAGAGAAGACCGAAAGGAGAGAUCAACUUCACAAACUUGUCAAGUGUGAAGAGUUUGCUCAAGUUACUGAUUGCUUGUGCACCUUAGAAAACAUUGAUGAAUCACCUGACAAAGCUAUGUUCAGGGAGACACUUUCAGCGCCUUUUUGAAGUUUUCUGAUCUGAUGUACAGAUUAGUUGGUUUCAUCAUCCCUCAUUUUUUCUUUAGAAAUCUGUUUCUUUUAAUGGAUCUUGCUUUGGAGAUUUUGGGUUGGAGAUCUUGACUUGAUGGUUCCCCUCCACGGCACAUGCAUUUUAGGAGUCACCAUCAAUUCCCUUUGUCACUCUGUAGGAGUGCUCUGUAGGAACACUAACCUAUGUGUAGGAUGGAUAACUAUGUUUCUACUUCUGCUGAUUUAUAUAUAAAACUAUGCUUCUACUUCUCUCA
This is a messenger RNA of Nelumbo nucifera (sacred lotus), 772 nucleotides long. RefSeq lists its product as uncharacterized. The record is from RefSeq and is a predicted model, not a curated record. NCBI's taxonomy places the organism in Eukaryota, Viridiplantae, Streptophyta, Magnoliopsida, Proteales, Nelumbonaceae.